Molecule: messenger RNA, 483 nt
Organism: Zootoca vivipara (common lizard)
Lineage: Eukaryota; Metazoa; Chordata; Lepidosauria; Squamata; Lacertidae
Cellular component (GO): mitochondrial intermembrane space
Molecular function (GO): copper chaperone activity; copper ion binding
Source: RefSeq, a predicted model, not a curated record
CUGCAUGACUGGGCAGGGCUCCGGCUGCCUCCAGCCAGAGGAAUCGUCAGCACCGCUCCUCUCGAUCAGUGCAGAAGACACAGGCACGCACAACCAGGAGACCCAGCAUGUCAGAGAGCCACAGCGAUGCCACGGCAGAGGGACAGGGCGCCCCUGAGCCCACCACGGAAGAGCCACCCUGCGCUGAGCUGAAAGCUGCUUCUGAGAAAUGCAUUAAAGAAAAGGGAGGAGAGGCAUGCAAGGAGCUGCUGGAGGCAUACCACUCGUGUCUGCGGGCACUGGGCACGGCCCACCAAGAUCUAGAAGCCAACCCCUUGCCGCCAAGUCACUGAGGGACCUGCUUGACUGAGUCUUCCGGCUCCCAAAACUCCAUGGCACUCAAGAAGCAAAAUUCCAGGGUGGGGACUGUGCAGGGAUGGAGGCGACGCUCCUGGGAGCCGCUGGAACAAGGGCUCCCAAGUGCAAUAAAGCCCUUUUAUUUUA